Molecule: messenger RNA, 547 nt
Organism: Charadrius vociferus (killdeer)
Lineage: Eukaryota; Metazoa; Chordata; Aves; Charadriiformes; Charadriidae
Product: synaptophysin-like protein 1
Exons: 4
Cellular component (GO): synaptic vesicle membrane; synaptic vesicle
Source: RefSeq, a predicted model, not a curated record
GUUGAACCACGCCAUCUUCACCCCGUCGUUGACCAAGCUGUGCAACAAGACGUGGCCGGCGGACAUCCACCUGGUUGGGGACUUCUCCUCCUCGGCCCAGUUCUUCGUCACGGUGGCCGUCUUCGCCUUCCUCUACAGCAUGGCCGCCCUCGCCGUCUACUUGGCCUACCUCCGCCUCUACCGUGGGGCCGGUGGGAAGCUGCCCUUGGUGGACUUCUUGGUCACCGUGGCCUUCUCCUUCCUGUGGCUGGUGAGCACCUCGGCGUGGGCCAAGGCCCUCACGGACAUCAAGACCUCCACGGCCGCCCCCUUACCCAACUGCCAACCCCCCGUCGUCACCUGCUUCCCCGCGGGGGUCACCCCCAUGGGGUCCCUCAACGUCUCCGUGGUCUUCGGCUUCCUCAACUUGGUCCUUUGGGUCGGCAGCUCUUGGUUCGUCUACAAGGAGACCAACUUCCACCGCCCGUCCCUGGUGGCCCAGAUCUUUGUGUCCCUAGUCAUAGUCCUUGGUGGCCCACACCUGUGUCUUCCCGUCCUUUACUCGUAG